UGCUUUCCUCCUGUUCAAUCUCAUGUUCUUUAGCCAAUUGAGAGGUGUUAAAUGUGAUAACCUCAUUAUAACCACGACAUCAUGAUCAUAAAUUUUGGUUUUCCUUUGCAAAUAUGGAAGUCAUGGAUUUACGUUUGUAUCACAAUCUUCACGAUGUUUUUUGUACUACUACCCUCAUCAGUGCUAGUUUAUCUUCACUUCCAGUCUAGCAUCAUUCCGGAGGCAAGUCCCCCAAUGGUGUUGCAGUUUCAAUACAUGAAAGAAACGGGUCCAUUCGCAUUUUACAAUAUGACUGAAGCUGCCCUUGAGCAAGUAAGACCAUGGAAAAAUGCAAAUACAAAUGCUUUUACCAGGAUUGAACAAGUACUUACAGUUCAUAUAAGGUAUCUGAAAUUGACAGAAGGAUCUACUGUAGGGGGUGUACGUGUUAGUGUUUACAACGAUAAAAAGCCUCCCAUACUUCAUAAAUCGUCUUUGAAACCUUCAAAUAGCCCAGAUUUGGGCGGGCAUUUAAGCAGAAACUGGCCUUUUAAGGCGAUCUCGAUGGUUGAUUCGCAGAAUGAGUUCAGCUUAUACCGUACUGACAGAAUUUUUAAGUCCUGGUCCGAAGUUAUCGGUAAAUCAUACACAAAAAGUGUACCUUUUUUAAGCGGGGUUGAGCCAAACAAUUUGGGAGUAGAGUCGAAACUAGGAGUGCUAGACUAUUUUGUUCCAAAAUGGAUACUUAGCCUUUUUGUUCCUCAAGGAGUACAAAACCUACUGUCCGUAAAAAAUGUGAGCAGCCUUUUACAAAGAAAAGAAACAUACGAGGAUAUUUACGAUCACAUGAAACACAUGGAAACUCUUGCUCUGCUGAAUUCCUAUGGAACUUUUCAAGAAUUUCCUAGUAAAAGCUUUUUCACUGGAUUGAUUCUUUUCGAUGGCGAACUAGAUUAUAAGGAAUUUACUGGAACGAGUCUUUUGGUCGAGCUAGAUAUGAAUGAUGUUUUUGUUGUGGAAGCUUAUGUAAAACUUGACUAUGUUCUUAGUGGUUUUAGAUGGUGGGUUUAUUGGUGGCCAGGUUUGUGCUUCUUGAUUGGGGUCAGUAUUAUUUGGGUAGUCAGCUGCCUGGGCUGUUUAGUUUUCAGUUGGUUUACAAUGAGCGCAUGGAGUCUUUAUUUAUGGUUGAUGGAGACGCAGGAAGAAAAGGACAAUGAUACUAUUAGAAGGAAUUUAUCCGAGUUAUUAAAAGAAUAGUAUUUCA
This is a messenger RNA of Pichia membranifaciens NRRL Y-2026, 1243 nucleotides long. RefSeq lists its product as hypothetical. Lineage: Eukaryota; Fungi; Ascomycota; Pichiomycetes; Pichiales; Pichiaceae. The transcript has a single exon. The record is from RefSeq and is a predicted model, not a curated record. The coding region runs from base 82 to 1236 and encodes 384 amino acids.